This is a messenger RNA of Aspergillus saccharolyticus JOP 1030-1, 2753 nucleotides long. RefSeq names its product putative signal transducer. Gene Ontology annotation, biological process: regulation of DNA-templated transcription; chromatin remodeling. Gene Ontology annotation, cellular component: nucleus. The record is from RefSeq and is a predicted model, not a curated record. Bases 240 to 2684 code for a protein of 814 amino acids. Lineage: Eukaryota; Fungi; Ascomycota; Eurotiomycetes; Eurotiales; Aspergillaceae. Gene Ontology annotation, molecular function: ATP-dependent H2AZ histone chaperone activity. The transcript has 2 exons.
CGGCACGCCGUUUGCCAUUCCCAGGAAAAAAGUUCUCCUCUGCCGCCGCGUUUCUUCUAUAUAUAUUACCCUGUGCACACCUGUAUGCGAGGGUAGCUGAUUCGCAUGGCAGCAGUAGUACACCUGCUGUACCUUGACGCGCCUUAAGCCGACCUGCGUUUCAUCGUGGCUUGACGGUCGGCUUCAGUCAAAUAGCUUGCUUUACCUACCGUCACCUUCCCAUCUCGAGUCUACGCACAAUGACCGACGUACAUGAAAACACACCCUCCGCGGAGGAAGACCUUCCGGUCGAGUCGCUUAUUCAGGGACGCGCGAAGAGAAGCACCGCGGGGCUUCACAUGUCGGCUCUUCUGGAUGCUGCCGCUGACGACGACCUUGCACUUUUAUUCGAAGAAGUCGAGGACGAUAAUGAAUUUGCUGUAGAUGCAGAAGAAUUGGGUGGCGAGGAAGACGAUAUGCGUUUCGAUUCUUCGUCUGAUGAUGACGAUGACCAGGGACCCAGCGCCAAGGACGAUGACUUUGAAGGUGAACAACAACUACAGAAGGAAGAGCGAGCAGACAAAAAGAAGAAGAGAGCGAGGGAGGACCUUCGAUACAAGAUAGCUGCUAAGAGAGUCAAGAUCGAUCCCACCGCCGUCUCCGCAGUGCCUGCCCCACGGCCGAAAAAGAAGUCCGAACGCGUUUCUUGGAUUCCAACACCCGAGGAGGGCCCUACGAGAUCGUCGUCUCGCCGGCAAACCAUGCAGAACAAGGAGCUCACGCACGCACGACUCAAAGACAGCGAGGAGAAGCGGAUCCGUCUCAUAGCGACCAUGGAGGAGGCAGCGAAGCGGAAGGCUCAAUUUAAACCCAAGGAGAUGACACAGGCCGAGCGUCUCGCUGAAGCUGAGAGGGUAGAGCGGCACAACAGCAAAAGUCUUAACAGAUGGGAGGAAAUGGAGAAGAGAAAGGCAGAGGAAAGAAAAGCGAAGAUCGAGGCACUGCAGAACCGUCGUCUCGAAGGUCCGGUUAUGUCAUAUUGGAGCGGUAUAGCAACAUGGACUGAUGGUCGCUUAACGCGCAUUGGAAAAGUUGAGAUCACCGCGAAGCCGGAAAAAGAGGAGCCCCAACGCAAGAAGAGCAAGAAAAGCGACAAAGAAGGGAAAAAUGCGACGGAACUCAAACCGACCGAGGAUGGUGCUGCUGCUGGGCCUGCCACGUCGGAAAAAGCCCCUCCUGCAACUGACCAGCCCGAAAGCUCUAAGGAUCCGGUCGCGCCUGGUGAAGAGGCCGCGGCGAAGGAACAUCCCGAGCCCUCGAAAACCGAGCCAACUGAUUCCCAGCCGCUCAAAGAAGGUAAUGCGCCAUCAGAAAGCAGAACCACCAAUGCCGAUGGCGAAGCUUCCCCAUGUGCUCUCGAAUCUGCAUCUGCAUCUGCACCUGCAUCUGCAGAGGCCCCAGCCGCUGCCCCGGAGCAGACUUCCCCAACCACUGCCAUCGAGGCAUCGAAUACAGAAAAUGUGCCCAAGCCGCAUCCCGUAGAUAUCGAAAUGAAAGAUGCGGAAGCAGACACUCAGGUUUCUGAUAAGCCCCCACAAGGUGGAGAGGUAGAAGUUGCUCAACCAGCAGUCGACGCAAAGGAGCCAGAAGCGACUACAGCGAGUGUAGCUGGAGCGUCGCAGUCCUCACCACAGGCUUCCAAAGACCAGGAUCUUGCGGCCAAGCACGAGGGACAACAUGAGCUGAACCUGCCAGAGACGCAGCCGAAAUCAACUGAAACCACGCAACACACGCAAGAAAACCCAAGAGAUGCGACGAAGGAACCUGUUUCUGAGCCGCUUGCAGCCGCCGGCCAAGUGUCAGAGACAGUCGCAGCUUCGGAGGAGCUCUCACCUACCGCAGUGCCGGCCGCUGCUGAAGCACCUUCUCAGGCCGAUCCACAAAAUAUCCCGGUGCCAACACUAUCGGAGAAGGAGACUCUCGAGGUGCAUGCUAGUCAGCCACAUGUCGCAACCCAAGCAGAGGUCCCUCAACCUCCUCCAGUCAUUGAACAUACGGGACGCAACCUGACGAUCCUGGAAAACUUUGAUGAUAAGACUGCUCAAAGCCGAGAAUUCAGCAUCUACUUCAAUGCCAAGAAGCCCCCGAGGCUGACCAAGAUCUCCUCAUCCCUCUGUGUUAUCACAUCACUUCCCUCGCGCUAUCGGGAUCCCGACACCUCUCUUCCUUUCGCAAACGCUUAUGCUUAUCACGAGAUCCGAAAUGCCGUGUCGCAGAAGUUCAGCUGGAGCCCAAUGCUUGGGUGUUAUGUAGGCCCAGCGGGAGUAGCUGCACGCGGAGUCCCGGCAAGGUUUCUGGGCGGCCCGGAAGCGAAGGAGGAAACCACGAAGAGCGCGCCCACUGCGGGUGAUAAGACCAACGAGGACUCUCCUGCGACCAAAGCGGAUGGGGAAGUGAAGACUCCAGCUGCAGGUGAAGCUUCGACUACCUCGAAAACGUCUACACCUGACCCUGGUCCCGCUGCUGCACCUACUCCCACCCCAGUGGCAUCGACUUCCAUCCCAGUGGCAUCCACUCCCGCCCCAGUGGCAUCCACUCCCGCCCCAGUGGCAUCCACUCCCGCCCCAGUGGCAUCUACUCCCGCCCCAGUGGUUUCUAUUCCCGCCGCAGUGGCUGCAACUGAUCCAAUGGAGAUUGAUCAAUGAUUACUAUCGCACCUGGGCUGCCUUGAACCCCGACUCUUUUGUCAGAAUAUGUAUAAUACUAUGAUUCAG